AUGGACGGCCUCCUGCUCAACACCGAAGACAUCUACACAUUAUGCGCCGACAACGUCCUUCUCAAAUACGGCCGUCCGCGGCUACCCUGGUCUGUGAAGGCUCAACUUAUGGGGGUUCCUGGAAGCUCAACCGGCGACGUCUUUCACCAAUGGGCCCAGCUGCCUGUUUCCAGGGAACAGUACGCGAGAGAACAGAGUGAACAACAGCAGAUCCAUUUUGCUCAAUGUUUACCGUUGCCUGGCGCCGAGAAGCUCCUCCAGGAUCUGAACAAGGCUAGAACGACUACUGGCCUGCCUGUGGAGAUAGCUCUGGCCACCAGCACCGGGAAGCUUAAUUACAGCCGCAAAGUGGUGAGGCCGGAGACGAAGAGGCUGUUGGAUUGGAUCCCUGCAGAACACCGUGUGCUGGGCGACGAUCCACGUGUCCAGAAAGGCCGGGGCAAACCAGCACCCGAUAUCUAUCUGUGUGCAUUGCAAGUACUCAACUCCAGGCUCCCGAAAGGACCACCUCCAAUCGCACCUGAAGAAUGCUUGGUCUUCGAAGAUAGCGUGCCAGGCGUCGAGGCGGGGCGCAGAGCCGGCAUGAGAGUGGCAUGGGUCCCUCACCCAGGUCUGUAUGCCGAAUUUAGAGGACGGGAGAUGGAGGUGCUCGCCGGCAGGACUGGUCUUGUAAAGAUUGGCAAUGAAGACCAGCUGGGUGAGGUUGAUGAUGGGUGGGGAGAGUGCCUGACCAGUUUGGAAGACUUUCCAUACGCAAGGUUUGGCAUCGAGGUAUCUACUGGGUGA
Molecule: messenger RNA, 786 nt
Organism: Fonsecaea monophora
Lineage: Eukaryota; Fungi; Ascomycota; Eurotiomycetes; Chaetothyriales; Herpotrichiellaceae
Exons: 1
Coding region: 1-786 (261 amino acids)
Molecular function (GO): phosphatase activity
Source: RefSeq, a predicted model, not a curated record